AUGAACAAACACUGCUACAAUUUGUUCUCCUCAUUGAGAUCAACCAUCCGACCUUCAUUGACUGCAACUCGAUCACCAACACAGUACUCGUGUACCCUAGAUCCCGGCAAGAGGUUCCGCAGAUUGUCUGCCAUGGCGACCGCUACGCGUAUCCAACUGUCUCCGACAACUGAUUCGGGCAUAUACAGCUCGAAUGUGCGUGAAGAUGCAGCCAAGACAGCAAGCGAGAUAUUACAGGAAGACAUGGCAAAGCAUCAUGUAUUUUUCAACGACCAAGGCUUCCACAAUCAUAUUCCUCACCAAAUCCUCAGCAUAUAUGCCCUCGGAGCAACACCCGAGCAGAUCAAGGCUGGAUACCAGCGUAACAAAGGAUACCAGAGACCCGCACGGCCUACUGAUCUAGAUGUGGUAUUGUCUAUGCGCGACAGUGUCAAAUUCCAGGAAUAUCUCGGAAGGGAAAAGCAUUAUCCGAACUACCUUGCAUUCUUCCAGCAAGAAAUUGAUGCCAAGGGCGUUGGUGAAGUCCUGAAGGAAUAUGUGUUUGCCGGAGAUGAGCGGGCUGAGAGUAUGCUGUGUCGACUGUUUGGUGGUGAGUGCUACCCUAUCCAAUCCUGGAACUCCUAUGCUAUAUGUUCUAGAGAUUUAAUCGAAUAUCUAGGCCUGAUCCACCCACUUAUUCACCUUGGCUUCGGGCUUGAGUUUAACCAACCUGCCAUUGUAGCCCAAGGCCUUGCCCAGGCAGCCGUACACGCCGACUGGAUCGGCCGUGAAUUUUUCUUGCCCGCAGAGAAGAUGGCCGACGGGAUUGGAAAGCAGGGCCAGAAGUCACUUCUACAACUUCUGAAUGAGAUCCGCGCAGAUAAAGCUCUCAUCGAGAGUGUUCAGUGGGCUGACGAAAACAAGAUAAGAGAUGGCGUUUUGACCAGAGCGCCUGCGGUAAUGUUGAAAUAUGCUGCCCAGUUCACCGUUUCCGAGAACCAGGUUGAUGAGCGAUUGGCGGAUAUGAUCAAUACAGUUGUCUACUACACUAGCACUGCACAACGCCCAUCGCGAGAGAUGAAGCUGGACUUUUUCUUCAUCCACUGUCUCAACUCAUCUAUAUUCUUCUCCAAGAUAGUCAAACUCCCAUUCCUGGACCAGCGAUCUAAGCUUCGUCUGCUGGAAUGGAAAGGACGAAUGGAUCUCUUGAUGUACACCUCGCGUGGUACACCAGAUCUCCUACCGGAGGAAGUAGCCAGCUAUCCCGCGAAAGAAAACUGGUCACAGAUCUUUGCUCGCAGCCUUGCCCACCCCGGCGAUGACGGGCAUUUGGCUAAGUUGGCGCGAGCAUUGGCCCAUGGUCAGAAGGUCUGUGAGCCGUAUGAAAGCACUAACCCCGAGAUGCCGAUUCGGGGAGAUGUGUGGCUCAGGAUCGGGAACAUAGCUGUGGACUCCACCGUUGAGGAGGGAAAGCCGAUGUGGGUCCGUUCUACCGGAUUUGAUGAAGCGUGGGAGCCUGAAGGAUCGCGUCUUUGA
Penicillium salamii is the source of this 1515-nucleotide messenger RNA. Lineage: Eukaryota; Fungi; Ascomycota; Eurotiomycetes; Eurotiales; Aspergillaceae. The record is from the annotation of a GenBank genome assembly.